GAUUGGAGGCUUUUGAACCCGGAAGAAGUUGGCGGCCCUCGGAAGCGGUCGCGGAUCGGGGAAUUCUGCUGUCGCUGCAGCUGCAGAAUGGUCGGCGGUGGCGGGAAGCGCAGGCCCGGCGGGGAGGGGCAGCAGUGUGAAAAAACAACUGAUGUGAAGAAAAGUAAAUUCUGUGAAGCUGAUGUCUCCACUGACCUUCGAAAAGAAGUAGAAAAUCAUUAUAAGCUUUCUUUACCUGAAGAUUUCUAUCACUUCUGGAAGUUCUGUGAAAAACUUGAUCCUGAAAAGCCAUCUGAUUCACUUUCUGCAAGCCUUGGACUUCAGUUAGUUGGUCCUUAUGAUAUCCUUGCUGGAAAACAUAAAACGAAGAAAAAAUCAACAGGCCUGAAUUUUAACCUUCACUGGAGGUUUUACUAUGAUCCUCCUGAGUUCCAGACCAUUAUUAUUGGAGAUAAUAAAACUCAGUACCACAUGGGUUAUUUCAGGGAUUCUCCUGAUGAAUUUCCUGUAUAUGUUGGUGUAAAUGAAGCAAAGAAAAAUUGUAUAAUUGUUCCAAAUGGAGAUAAUGUAUUUGCUGCAGUCAAAUUAUUUUUGACGAAAAGACUUAAAGAAGUAACGGAUAAAAAGAAAAUCAAUCUCUUGAAAAGCAUAGAUGAAAAACUCACAGAAGCAGCCAGAGAAUUGGGGUACUCGCUUGAACAGAGAACCAUGAAGAUGAAACAGAGAGAUAAGAAAGUUGUGACAAAGACCUUUCAUGGUGCAGGCUUGGUUGUUCCAGUAGAUAAAAAUGAUGUUGGGUACCGAGAGCUCCCUGAAACAGAUGCUGACCUCAAGAGAAUUUGCAAGACAAUAGUUGAGGCUGCAAGUGAUGAGGAGAGACUAAAAGCUUUCGCUCCCAUUCAGGAAAUGAUGACUUUUGUGCAGUUUGCUAAUGAUGAAUGUGAUUAUGGCAUGGGGCUUGAAUUGGGAAUGGAUCUCUUUUGCUAUGGCUCACAUUAUUUUCAUAAAGUUGCUGGUCAGCUUUUACCUCUUGCGUAUAAUCUGUUGAAGAGGAAUCUGUUUGCAGAAAUUAUUGAGGAUCAUCUGGCAAACAGAAGUAAAGAGAACAUAGACCAACUCGCUGCAUGAGUAAGGUGGCUUUGAUUGGUGUACAGUAUUUCAAAGGACUAGUAUUAAACUUAAGAUUUUUGUUUUUAAGGAAUACAAAAAAUAAACAUUUACUAAAAACGUUUAUAA
Molecule: messenger RNA, 1236 nt
Organism: Symphalangus syndactylus (siamang)
Lineage: Eukaryota; Metazoa; Chordata; Mammalia; Primates; Hylobatidae
Gene: HPF1
Product: histone PARylation factor 1
Biological process (GO): regulation of protein ADP-ribosylation; DNA damage response
Cellular component (GO): nucleus
Molecular function (GO): histone binding; poly-ADP-D-ribose binding
Source: RefSeq, a predicted model, not a curated record